Molecule: messenger RNA, 2314 nt
Organism: Fundulus heteroclitus (mummichog)
Lineage: Eukaryota; Metazoa; Chordata; Actinopteri; Cyprinodontiformes; Fundulidae
Exons: 4
Coding region: 840-1064 (74 amino acids)
Source: RefSeq, a predicted model, not a curated record
ACCGAAGCAACAGGCUUCUGAAACAUUUUUACUCUUAUUAAACAUUUGUCUUAGGUAUAAAAUAGUAAAUGCUGGAGUAAAAGAACGACCUCACGGAUAUUAUUAAGGUUUCUGCAUUUAAAUGUUCUGAGAAACAUGUCUGUAAAGAGUUUUUUGUCUUGUGGCUUCAGCUGGUUUCCUGCUGCAGGUUUUUGUACGACGGUUUCUGGCUGUGCUAGCUGGGGUACCACUCUGACUGAACCUUCACACGCAGCUCAACAAAAACCUCCAGGCUCCUCUGAGCUGCUGGAUAAACGCUAAAAACCAUCCAUGGAUCCCAAAGACAGGGGGACAAACACUGGGGCUUCAGGUGGGUUCUCUGCUGAUUCCUUCCUACAGAAAAACUGGGAUGUUUCUUCACUUUGCUGCGUCUCAUACCUUCGCUCUGCCUCUGAUCAAUCCCUCUUUAUUGGGAAAUUCUCCCCUUAAAACCCAACGUUAAGCCCCAGUUUGAUGCUCCAGGGUUCACAGAUGCACACAGUGCCGGUGGAAGUGGAUUUUUCACCUUUCAGAGCUUCUCUGCACAUAUUUGGCAGCUCAUGGGUUUCGGUAUGAGGCCGUAAUACUGUGAUUCAUUAACUUUUGCAAAGCCGAUCAAGCUCAUCGUCUCUCCUAAAGAUGACGUGCCCGUCGCUCCGGCCCUGUUCAUCCUCCGUCACCGGCAGCCUGAAGGUGACUCUCUGAAGGUGGACCAGCGGGGUCCAGGUGUCUGUCUGGCCACACAUUUCCGCCCAAAGGGGGGCAACCUGGUCCUGAAUGAGGGGCAAGAAGCCGUGAACACGACUUCUGCCGUUUUGUCAAUGGAGACCAAGACCUAUUAUUACGCUGUGUUCAAGAACAACAUCGAGUCCUGCAGCCUGGACCGAAAGUCCAGCAAGGACGAGACCGGUGAGGAAUUUGAGAGCAUUUAUCCAGAAAACGCCAAAGUCAACUUCUACCUGGUGCUGAUGAACGGCGUUCGGGUGAUCUUCACCAAAGCUGUGGCCUUCAACACCAUCAUGGCCAUCAGAGCCGUGAUCUUCUGAUCCGCCGUCUGAAACCGACCAGCGCCUCUGCAGAACUUAACUUCUUUAUUUUAGCAAAAUAAAUCAGAUGGAAGAGAAACUGACUGUAGAGCCUUUAAAUGCUUAUUUAGUCUUUAGUUGAUUACAUUUAGCAGCAACUGAAACCAAACGACGUCUGAAGAAUAAUUUUUGACCAAACAAAUACAGAAUUACAGCACAGUAACACAUUAAUUCUCACAUAUUUGAGCUUUAGUUGAAAUUAUAAGUACUUUUGAUUUUGGUUGUAUCUGAGAAAAAUUCCUUCAGUCAUAUUUAAAAAUAACAAAAACAUUCAAAAUCUGUUAAAGAAAAUCACAAAAUAUCCUAAAAAAAGCAAUUUCUCUCUUAAUCUCUAUAACUUUUAGCAUUUUUCAGUCUGUUUGUUAAAUAUUAAAUUUUUUGGAGAUAUGUUUGUUUUGAUCUGUUAAUCAUUUUUGAUACGAUCAGAAGUGAUGAGUCUGAAAACUCAGCAACAUUUAGCUGUAAAUAAACUCUAUGCUUAUUUCUGCAGAGUAAAUAAAAUAGUUUCACAUGAAAAAUUUGAUUUGCUUCAAUGUUUAUGAAUUUAUUACAGGAACACGUUUCUUUGCUACUCAGUUCUGUUGUUAGGCUUUAAAAUGAUGAAAUAAAAGCUGAACGUAUUAAAUCUGCUGUUAAUUAAUCUCUGAUCAUCUUGUUCGGGUUCUUUACUCCAGUGAGAAAUUUCAUCACGGUAAGACGCGGUGACAAUCAUGAAAACGUCUUUUAUUUUCUCCCAGGGAUCCUGUUUUAUUUGACGUUAACUGAUGACGUUAACGGCUUCCUGAAAAGUUCCAUGGAAGGUGACGUGAACAGCAUGAGGAGUCCAUCAGGGUGCAGGCCACUGUUUUAUUCUUAGUUUGAUUUAAAGGAGCUCAUUAAAUCUUUAUGUGUUAAAAGACUAACUGGUUUUUAAUUAAAUAAUUUAGUCUUUAUGAGUUUAAUCGUGAUGUUUUUUUCCUGAAUGUGACCCGUACUGUCUGGAUCACUGAACCUUCUCUGUCUCUGUGUCGGUUUGAUCAGUUGAAACCACAUUUCAACAGGAAACUGAAGCUGCUGAUAAGAAUCAGUGAGAAAGGAAACAACAGGAAACACGUUGGUUCAACAUCAGCUCCGCCUCUUCCUUAACUUAAACUGUACUGUAAUGUUUAUCAACCUGCACACUGUUUUAAGUUUACUUUUAGGCAGCUUCAAUAAAAUUCUAAAUAAAAAAA